Molecule: messenger RNA, 918 nt
Organism: Prunus armeniaca (apricot)
Lineage: Eukaryota; Viridiplantae; Streptophyta; Magnoliopsida; Rosales; Rosaceae
Source: the annotation of a GenBank genome assembly
AUGGUAGAUAAGCACUCAGGAUGCCCAAUUCCUGAUGGCCGGGAGUUGAAGAAUGAAAUCCAAAAUGACGGAUCUAAAACCUUGUAUUAUGUGAAUUUGGGAACAGGAAUACGAGUAAACUCAGUGGAAGAUAUGUUUUGUUACAAGAAUAGCAAAUCUGGGGAAAAUAAUCCCAAGCAGAAUUAUGUGAAUUUGGGAACAGGAAUACGAGUAAACUCAGUGGAAGAUAUGUUUCGUUACAAGGAUAGAGAAUAUGGGGAAAAUACUCCCAAGCAGACUGGAGGCCGCACCAAAGUCGGUCAUCAAUUCUGCAGUCGGUGCAAGGAAGUUGGCCACAAUAUCUUCCGUUGCCCCUUUAGCGGACCAUUAUCUCAUGGUACUGUCACGCUGCAAUCAACCUCUGACGUGAGAGUCGCUCCAAAUGUCACAUUCAACUACUAUUCUAAUUCAACUGACCUUGCUCAUUGUGUUAGCGGCAUGAAGAAGAUUGGUGAAUUCUUGAGCUCAGACGCAUUAAAACCAUAUAAAGUGGAAGAUUUGCCGGGCAUAGAAGGUUUUGAUAUUUUGGGAAUACCUUUGCCAGAGAACCAGACAGAUGAUGCAGCUUUUGAAACAUUUUGCCAAGAGGCAGUAGCAUCAUAUUGGCAUUACCAUGGUGGAUGCCUUGUCGGGGAGGUGCUUGAUGAUGAUUUCUGUGUUACAGGGAUCAAUGCAUUACACGUUGUUGAUGGCUCCACAUUCCCUUCCACACCAGCGAGCCAUCCACAGGGCUUCUAUCUGAUGUUAGGGAGGUAUGUGGGCUCCAAAAUUCUGCAAGAAAGAUUUGUUCGGUUGUACUUCUCUAUAAAUACCUCCAUAUUGGAGAAGAAUAAUAAGAUGAGAAAAUAUGAGAAUAUGAGUGAAUUUGAGCAUAUCUGA